This is a messenger RNA of Aspergillus vadensis CBS 113365, 1526 nucleotides long. Its product is annotated as uracil-DNA glycosylase. The coding region runs from base 405 to 1526 and encodes 373 amino acids. Gene Ontology annotation, cellular component: mitochondrion; nucleus. Gene Ontology annotation, biological process: base-excision repair; base-excision repair, AP site formation via deaminated base removal. NCBI's taxonomy places the organism in Eukaryota, Fungi, Ascomycota, Eurotiomycetes, Eurotiales, Aspergillaceae. Gene Ontology annotation, molecular function: uracil DNA N-glycosylase activity. The record is from RefSeq and is a predicted model, not a curated record. The transcript is spliced from 3 exons.
CUGUCAUGGACGCCAAUUAACGCGUGGUUUCGCGCAACUGCGACGCGUUUGCCGGCCAGUGCUCCGCUGCGGCUGGAAGGAUUUCUUGAGUAUCCAUUCCUAAUGCAUUAUCCCCUGGCGAUUCGACCUAUUCGAAGGAUACCGUCACCCAGGUGAGUCCAUUGCAUCUGUGAAGGGCUUUCCCUGUCCUUCUUUUUCGCUUCCUUAUUCUUUCUCUUUUUUGUUCUACAUUACCCUCCCCUCACUUUCGGGAUCAUUCAAGUUCCCUUCCCAACUUCAUUUUCGCUACUUCAUCGUCUGCCUUGUCUUAUCAAUUCUUCCCAAUCGAUUUCCCUGGCCCCCAUUCUUUGGAGACAUAUUUUCUCACACUCACCUACGAAAGGCGACACACGAUUGUCGGCAACAUGGCCGGUAGAGCGGGCAUGAAACGUGAUGCUAAUCAUUUGACGACACCAGAGGCCGACUCAAAGAAACCCAAGGCCAAUGGAAGCAUCACUUCAUUCUUUGGUGCCCCCAAAAGCAAACCCAACGACUCAAAACCCACUUCGUCCUCAUCGGGCUUCAACAAGCAGAAAUGGGUCGACUCAUUGACUCCAGAACAAAAGGAGCUCCUCCAACUUGAAAUAGACACUCUCGACGAGAGCUGGCUGGCACAGCUAAAGGAGGAAGUCGUCAAGCCGGAGUUCCUAGCACUGAAGCGCUUCCUCCAGAAGGAAAAGCAAUCGGGAGCUAAAAUCUUCCCUCCCGAAGAAGAUAUCUACUCAUGGUCCCGUCAUACGCCUCUGCACAAGGUGAAGGUGGUCAUAGUCGGCCAAGAUCCUUAUCAUAAUUAUAACCAGGCUCAUGGUCUUGCAUUCUCCGUCCGCCCUCCAACUCCUGCCCCGCCCUCCCUCGUCAACAUCUUCAACGAAAUUCAUAAUGACUAUCCCUCGUUCCAAAGACCCGCAAACAAGGGUGGCCUUCUCAUACCCUGGGCCGAGCGUGGUGUAUUAAUGCUGAACACUUGCUUGACGGUACGCGCACAUCAGGCCGCUAGCCAUUCAAACAAGGGAUGGGAGUUGUUCACUCAGAAAGCCAUAGACUUGGUGGCCCGAGUACGGACGCGCGGAGUUGUUUUUCUUGCAUGGGGAACACCCGCAGGCAAGCGUGUGACAGGCAUCAAUAGAGCGAAGCAUUAUGUUCUGCAAUCCGUCCAUCCAAGCCCCCUAAGUGCGUCAAGAGGAUUCUUCGGAAACCAACAUUUCAAAAAAUGCAAUGAGUGGCUUGCUGAACGUUAUGGUGCUGACGAAGUCAUCGACUGGUCAUUGACUUCGAAGAGCAAAAUCAGCUCUCCAUUUACCACCAUCCAAAGCCCUGCUCUCACUGGUUCUUCGAAAAAGCCUAUCGCUAAAGUGUCAGAUGCUAGUUUGGUGAAGGAAGAGGUCUCCAAAACAACAGAGCCUGCCAAAUCUACCGAGGACAUUGACGAGUUCGAAGACGAUCUCGAUGCGCUGGAAGCCCUAGCAGCAGCAGAAGUGACCAGAUAG